This is a messenger RNA of Pseudonaja textilis, 2264 nucleotides long. RefSeq names its product intraflagellar transport 38 (gene IFT38). NCBI's taxonomy places the organism in Eukaryota, Metazoa, Chordata, Lepidosauria, Squamata, Elapidae. The record is from RefSeq and is a predicted model, not a curated record. Gene Ontology annotation, biological process: cilium assembly. Gene Ontology annotation, cellular component: microtubule organizing center; cilium; intraciliary transport particle B.
CCGCGAAGCCUGGAAGAAGUUUACCCGACCGACGGAGGCGGCCGACGGAUUUGCAGCACGUCGUUAUGUCUUUCCGCGAUCUUCGGAAUUUUACGGAGAUGAUGAGGGCUCUGGGCUAUCCCCGGCUUAUCUCAAUGGAGAAUUUUCGGACUCCAAAUUUCAUGCUGGUUUCAGAAAUACUCCUUUGGCUGGUGAAAAGAUACGAACCUCAGACGGAUAUCCCUUCCGAUGUUGAAACGGAGCAGGACCGGGUUUUUUUCAUUAAGACUGUUGCUCAGUUUAUGGCCACCAAAGCUCACAUCAAACUCAACACCAAGAAGCUUUACCAAGCCGAUGGCUACGCUGUGAAGGAGCUGCUGAAGAUCACCACGGUCCUGUACAACGCCAUGAAGAGCAAAGGGAUGGAAAGCACGGCUACGGGUGAAGAAGACGUCGGCAAAUUCAAAUUUGAUCUGGGUUCCAGAAUCAGUGAUUUGAAGACAGCCAGGCAGCUCGCUUCAGAGAUCACUUCGAAAGGAGCGUCUCUGUAUGACUUGUUGGGCAAAGAAGUGACGCUGAGGGAACUGAGAACAGAAGCAAUUGGAAGACCUCUUGAAAUUAAUGAAACCGAAAAAGUGAUGCGUGUUGCCAUCAAAGAUAUUUUGGAGCAAGUCCAGAAAACCAAUGACAUGCUCAACAACGUGGCCGCCGAUGAAGCCAGUUUGGAGGCCAAGAUCGAGAAGAGGAAAUCCGAGCUGGAGAGAAACCACAAGCGGCUGCAAACCCUGCAGAGUGUUCGCCCAGCCUUUAUGGAUGAAUACGAGAAAAUUGAAGAGGAGUUGCAGAAACAAUAUAGCUGUUACGUGGAGAAGUUUCGUAACUUGACGUACCUGGAACAGCAGCUGGAUGACCAACACCGAAUGGAACAAGAGAGGUUUGAGGAAGCAGAAAACACCCUGAGGCUGAUGCAGAAUAAGCUGAAGGAGGAAGAGAAACGCUUGCUGAAGACUGGAAGUCACGAUGACUCCGACAUGGAGAUCCACGAGGACGAGGGAUCGGACAGCGAUCUGGAAGACCGGCAGCUGAUCAAGCAACACACAGCCAUGGAGAUGCUCAUGCAUGGGCGGCCGAGCAAACGGCUUGUUGGGACCAUGCACGGGGGAGACACGGAGGAUGAGGAAGACUCAGAGGAAAGUGAAAUUGAUCUGGAUGACGAUGAUGAUGAUUUGGAAGAUGACAGCAUGGACAUCUCCCCCACCCAGGCCAAUCGGAGAGUCAGGAAGCCAGAGCCACUGGAAGAGAGCGAUAACGACUUCUGAGGAACCUCAACAGGGAUGACAAACGACAACUUACCCAUGACUAUACACAUGAGGAGAACCUCAACAUCUUCAAGUUAACAGUCUAGAAACAAAACCUUGGUCAGCACUAGGAUGUGAUUCUCAUGUUAUUUCAAAGAGCAGUUUAGGGUGGGUUAACAAACUGAGUUUGUCUCUACUUUACAGACCGGCAGUUGAGUCUUGAAAAAGCCAAUUCUCUGUGACAGAUUAAAAAAAUAAUUGUUAUUUUGUCAAAGAUCAAGGCAAAAUAGAGCCAAGUGGAAUGGAAACCCCCCCACAAGGAGAGGCUGAUGGGUUUAGAGUUUGUCCAGUUGUUUGAGCUCCCAUCUGUCCUUGAAGCUAUUGGUGGUACAUCCAAUUCCAAGUUGGUCCAUUGAGGAGAAAUCCUCAUUAGACGGGGGUGGAAACAGCUCUAGGAAAAACAGAGUUUAUUUGAACUGAAUUAAUCAUAUACAACUCUAAUACCAUCUCUGUCUGUACGAACAUGUCUCUUCAGAUUCACGGAAGUAUUUGAUAGACCAUUUUGCUCAAGUCAGGAAGUAUUAACCUUGCUCUGCGCUGGCGUCUCCUUGGUUCACAACUCUACACCAAUGACAAUCUUGUUCUCCUUCUGAUUUUGACUGUAACAUUCCUGCACUUUGCAAGUAAAUGCUCUUCACUUCCUCUCCCUUGUCUUUGAUCUUAUGUCUUUGCCCCCAGUUAAGAAAUUCAAGAAAAGUAAAUCCAAAAUCAAUCUACCGGCCUCUUUCAAAUCAGCUUUGGUCAUGGUGCUUCAUCCAAGCAUCCUCCUCUCAGGAGCGAAAAUCCAGGAUGCUGUGAUGAUUGGUUGAGAGUGAGUCGGGCUUCUCUUUGAUCCCGGUUUGAUGGAUAUGUCUCCCCUUCAGGUCCAUCCCAGGCCUUCAAGACCUCCGUCCUUUCACCCUGCCCUCGGUCGAUGGGCACAGGGAA